Molecule: messenger RNA, 2121 nt
Organism: Phaedon cochleariae (mustard beetle)
Lineage: Eukaryota; Metazoa; Arthropoda; Insecta; Coleoptera; Chrysomelidae
Source: the annotation of a GenBank genome assembly
AGGUUAUGUAAUCUCAUUUGUUUAUUUUUUUGGUCCUUAAAGCUUCUUAUAUUUUAAAAUUCACUUAAUUCAAGUCAAAAAAUCUGUGCAGAAAUCGCCAAAAUCGUUCAUUGAAUAGAACAUUAAAAUCAUGAGUGAAUAUGAAGACGACUUCAAGAAAAUGUAUGUGUUCAAGAUAACAGGACAGUGUGUUUUGCCAAAUUCUACUUUUGAAUCCCCAAAAUGGACCAUAGCUGAAUUGCAAAACAGAAAAAAGGAACUAAACAAGGUGAAAGGCUUACUCAGUAAAUACAAACUGAAAAUUUGGACUAAGCAUACAGCAAAUCGUGAUAGAGCUGGAUUUGUGAUUAAGAAACUAUCAGAGAACAUUCAACCAGAACUUUUAACCCAGGCAUGGUGUAAAUUUUAUGAAAUUCUAGGACAAUUCCCAAUAGUACCAUUAUGUGCUGUUGACCAGAAAAAGCUACAAAGCUUACAUUUAUGUGAAGCCCCUGGUGCAUUUGUAUGUGCACUGAAUCACUACUUAAAAGUGAAUUUUCCAGGUUUGGAUUGGGAAUGGAUGGCCAACACACUAAAUCCAAAUUAUGAAGGUAAUGAAUUGUCUCAAAUGAUCCCUGAUGAUAGAUUCAUUAGUUGCACACUGAAACACUGGCACUUUGGAGCAGAUUUUUCAGGUGAUAUUACACAAUUUUGUAACCACAAACAAAUUCUGGAAUACUACAAAAGAAAUGGAAAGAAGGUAUCUUUGAUAACAGCAGAUGGUAGUGUAGAUUGUAUGAAAGAUCCAGGGGAACAGGAAAGGCAUGUAGAGCAUCUUCAUUUUUGUGAAACCAUGACUGCACUUGCAAUUCUACAGAAAGGUGGGGCAUUUGUAUUGAAAAUCUUCACUAUUUUUGAAGAGAGUACCAUCAACCUCCUGUUUCUUCUCAAUUGUGUAUUUGAAAAGGUAACCAUUUUCAAGCCAUGUUCUUCCAAAAGUGGAAAUUCAGAAGUAUAUGUUAUCAACACAAAAUACAAGGGAUUCAGUAGCUUGGAAAAAUUGUGGGUUAAAUUGUCUAAUGUAUACAAAGAUAAGACUUUAUAUGAUACAAAAUCCAUGUUCCAUUCAAGUAUUAUUCCAACUGAUUUUUUCACAGAAAUAUCUCAUUGUACAGAUUUUUUCAUGGAAAAACAGACCCAGACUAUUUUGGAUAACAUUUACCACUUUGAACACAAGAGUUUUGAUAAUGUUUACAUAACAAAGUCCUUCAUAGCUCAGAUAUACAUGACAAAGUAUGAUCUGAAACCUAUUCCAAAGGAGCAAAAAAUUGUACCAAUUAUAAACAUCACUGACAAUUGGAGGGUGCAUAGGACAGUCAAGAUAAGAGGUUUUAUGAAAGUUUCUAUGGAAGACCUGAAACAAAUGUGUUCAAAAUCUACUGACAUAUUACAAAUUGAGAUAGGCAAGCAAAUUACUGAGGUAAAAAAUUCCAAAUUCACACACAGGGACAAUCUGACAAAAAUACCCCAUAUGUUCAAAAAUAUAAAAAAAUCUACCCAAUUAUAUUCUAAAUUAUUAAAUUUGUUAAAUAAAAUGAAUGUUGUUAUAAACGUGGAUGAUUUUAGUUUACAACUAUUCCAUAGAUUUCAAAGAGCUUUGUUUCAAGAAAUUUUUCAAAAUAUCAGUCAGGAAAAAAAUUUCAUAUUCAUAAAUAUACCAUUUAUUUCCCAUUUCCUAGUAGGUUUAUUGUAUAUUUUGGUUUUUGCUUAUGAAAGUGUCCAUUUUGGAAGUGGUAUCAUAAUUUUAAGCAAACCCAUUCCCCAUCAAAUUGCUAAUGUGAAAAAUAUAUUAUCUGAGCUUGACUUGAACUUCUACAAUUUGGAUCAGCUGAACAAAGAAAGUAAUUUCAAUAAGGAUAUUAUCCAAAUUGUUUCUCCAAAUUUACUUGACACCAGUUGUUUGAUAGAGACCAUUUGGAAUUACAAUAACCAGUUGUUUUGUCAAAAUCAGUGUUUUGUCAGAACUGUACAUUCCUUUGAUAUCAAAAGACUGAAAACUUGAUUACCACAGUAAAGAUCCACCAUUUCAUGUUUUAUGUAUUGAAGUAAGUAAUGUUGGUCUGAAUAAAAAAAUCAAUUGAA